This is a messenger RNA of Elephantulus edwardii (Cape elephant shrew), 4362 nucleotides long. RefSeq names its product attractin (gene ATRN). Gene Ontology annotation, cellular component: Golgi apparatus. The transcript is spliced from 29 exons. Lineage: Eukaryota; Metazoa; Chordata; Mammalia; Macroscelidea; Macroscelididae. Bases 91 to 4362 code for a protein of 1423 amino acids. The record is from RefSeq and is a predicted model, not a curated record. Gene Ontology annotation, molecular function: protein binding.
ACAUCCUUGCCGCGCACGGCCAGGCAAAGCUGAGCCGGCCGUGUGCUGUGUGUGUAUGUGUUCGCGGGGCACUGUUGCAGCCCCGGGAAGAUGGUGGCGUCGGCGGCGGCGUCCGAGGCGAGGCUGAGGGCGAGGACGGUGGCGACGGCAGCGCCCGCGGGCAGGCACGGCGGGCGGCGCCGGGACUGGGACGUGACUGGAGCUGGGAGGCCGGGUCUGGGGGCCGGGCUGCGCCUCCCGCGGCUCCUGUCGCCGUCGUUGCUGCUGCUGCUGCUGCUUCUCCCGCUGCUGCUGCUGCUGCUGCUGCCCUGGGCGGCCGAGGCCGCGGCGGCGGCGGCGGUGGUGUCGGGCUCCGCCGCAGCCGAGGCCAAGGAAUGCGACCGGCCCUGUGUCAACGGCGGGCGCUGCAACCCUGGCACCGGCCAGUGCGUGUGCCCCGCCGGCUGGGUGGGCGAGCAAUGCCAGCACUGCGGGGGCCGCUUCAGACUAACUGGAUCUUCAGGGUUUGUAACAGAUGGACCUGGAAAUUAUAAAUAUAAAACGAAGUGCACAUGGCUCAUUGAAGGACAGCCAAACAGAAUAAUGAGACUUCGUUUCAACCAUUUUGCUACAGAAUGUAGUUGGGACCAUUUAUAUGUUUAUGAUGGCGACUCAAUUUAUGCACCACUAGUUGCUGCCUUUAGCGGCCUCAUUGUUCCUGAGAGAGACGGUAACGAGACUGUCCCCGAGGUCGUUGUCACCUCAGGUUAUGCCUUGCUGCAUUUUUUUAGUGAUGCUGCUUAUAAUCUGACUGGAUUUAAUAUCACUUACAGUUUUGACAUGUGUCCAAAUAAUUGCUCAGGCCGAGGAGAAUGUAAGGUUAAUAACAGCAGCAGCACAGUUCAGUGUGAAUGUGCUGAAAACUGGAAAGGCGAAGCGUGCGAUAUUCCUUACUGUGCACAUAACUGUGGGUUUCCUCAUCGUGGCGUCUGCAAUUCAAGUGACGUCAGAGGGUGCUCCUGCUUCCCACAGUGGCAAGGUCCUGGAUGUUCAAUUCCUGUACCAGCUAACCAGUCAUUUUGGACUCGAGAGGAAUAUUCUAACCUGAAGCUUCCCAGAGCAUCUCACAAAGCUGUGGUCCAUGGAAAUAUAAUGUGGAUUGUUGGAGGAUACAUGUUCAACCACUCAGAUUUUAACAUGGUUCUAGCGUAUGAUCUCGCUUCCAGGGAGUGGCUUACCCUGAACCGUUCUGUGAACAAUGUGGUGGUUAGAUAUGGUCAUUCUUUGGCAUUACACGAGAAUAAAAUUUAUAUGUACGGAGGAAAAAUUGAUGCCACAGGAAAUGUGACCAAUGAGUUGAGAGUGUUUCAUAUUCAUAAUGAAUCCUGGGUGUUGUUGGCCCCGAAAGCAAAGGAGCAGUAUGCUGUGGUUGGUCACUCUGCACACAUUGUUAAAUUGAAAAAUGACCGCCUGGUCAUGCUGGUCAUCUUUGGUCACUGCCCUCUCUAUGGAUAUAUAAGCAGUGUGCAGGAAUAUGACUUGGAGAAGAACACGUGGAGUAUAUUACAAACCCAGGGUGCCCUUGUGCAAGGGGGCUAUGGCCACAGCAGUGUUUACGACCCCAAGACCAAGGCCCUGUAUGUCCAUGGAGGCUACAAGGCUUUCAGUGCCAAUAAAUACCGGCUUGCAGAUGACCUCUACAGAUAUGAUGUGGACUCCAGGAUGUGGACCAUUCUUAAGGACAGCCGGUUUUUCCGUUACUUGCAUACAGCUGUGAUUGUGAGUGGAACCAUGCUGGUGUUUGGAGGAAACACACACAAUGACACGUCCAUGAGCCAUGGUGCCAAAUGCUUCUCUUCUGAUUUCAUGGCUUACGAUAUUGCUUGUGACCGCUGGUCAGUGCUUCCCAGACCUGGUCUCCAUCACGAUGUCAACAGAUUUGGCCACUCUGCAGUCUUGUACAACAGCACUAUGUAUGUGUUUGGCGGUUUCAACAGUCUCCUCCUCAGCGAUAUGCUGGUGUUCACGUCAGAGCAGUGUGAAGCCCACCGAAGCGAAGCUGCUUGUCAGGCAGCAGGACCCGGCAUCCGGUGUGUGUGGGACACAGGCUCAUCUCAGUGUAUCUCCUGGGACUUGGCAGACAUACCAGAAGAAAAGUUAAAAUCAGAAUGUUUUUCCAAAAGAACGCUUGAUCAUGACAGAUGUGACCAGCACACCGAUUGUUACAGCUGCACGGCCAACACCAACGACUGCCAUUGGUGCAAUGACCACUGUGUCCCUGCGAACCACACCUGCACAGAGGGCCAGGUCUCUGUUUCCAGAUACGAGAAUUGCCCCAAGGAUAACCCCAUGUACUACUGUAAUAAGAAGACCAGCUGCAGGAGCUGUGCCCUGGAUCAGAACUGCCAGUGGGAGCUCCGAAACCAGGAGUGCAUCGCCCUGCCAGAAAAUAUCUGUGGGGUUGGCUGGCAUUUGGUUGGAAACUCAUGUUUGAAAAUUACUACCGCCAAGGAGAAUUACGACAAUGCUAAACUGUCCUGUAGGAACCACAAUGCCUUUCUGGCUUCUCUUACAACCCAGAAGAAGGUAGAAUUUGUCCUUAAGCAGCUUCGAGUAAUGCAGUCAUCACAGAGCAUGUCCAAGCUCACCUUGACCCCAUGGGUUGGCCUACGAAAAAUCAAUGUGUCCUACUGGUGCUGGGAAGAUAUGUCCCCGUUUACAAAUAGUUUACUACAGUGGAUGCCGUCUGAGCCUAGUGAUGCUGGGUUUUGUGGAAUCUUGUCAGAACCUAGUACUGGGGGCCUAAAGGCUGCAACCUGCAUCAACCCACUCAAUGGCAGUGUCUGUGAACGGCCUGCAAACCAUAGUGCCAAGCAGUGUCGGACCCCGUGUGCUCUGAGAACGGCAUGCGGGGAGUGCACCAGUGGCAGCUCCGAGUGCAUGUGGUGCAGCAACAUGAAGCAGUGCGUGGACUCCAAUGCCUACGUGGCCUCUUUCCCUUUUGGCCAGUGUAUGGAGUGGUAUACCAUGAGCAGCUGCCCCCCUGAAAAUUGUUCAGGCUACUGCACCUGUAGUCAUUGUUUGGAGCAGCCAGGCUGUGGCUGGUGCACUGAUCCCAGCAACACUGGCAAAGGGAAAUGCAUGGAGGGCUCCUACAAAGGACCCGUGAGGAUGCCCUCACAGAUCCCGAGCAGCACCUCCUACCCGCAGCCCCUUCUCAACUCCAGCAUGUGUCUAGAGGACACCAGAUACAACUGGUCUUUCAUUCAGUGUCCAGCUUGCCAGUGCAAUGGGCACAGUAAGUGCAUCAACCAGAGUAUCUGUGAGAAGUGUGAAAACCUGACUACAGGCAAACACUGUGAGACCUGCAUAUCAGGCUUCUACGGUGACCCCACCAAUGGAGGGAAAUGUCAGCCAUGCAAGUGCAAUGGACACGCAUCACUGUGUAAUACCAACACGGGCAAGUGCUUCUGUACCACCAAGGGCGUCAAGGGGGACGAGUGCCAGCUAUGUGAAGUAGAAAAUCGAUACCAGGGAAACCCUCUCAAAGGAACAUGUUACUAUACUCUUCUUAUUGACUAUCAGUUCACCUUUAGCUUAUCCCAGGAAGAUGAUCGCUACUAUACAGCCAUCAAUUUUGUGGCUACACCUGAUGAACAAAACAGAGAUUUGGACAUGUUCAUCAAUGCCUCCAAAAACUUCAACCUUAACAUCACCUGGGCUGCCAGCUUCUCAGCUGGCACGCAGGCUGGAGAAGAAAUGCCCGUUGUUUCAAAAACCAACAUUAAGGAGUACAAAGAUAGCUUCUCUAAUGAGAAGUUUGAUUUUCGAAACCACCCAAAUAUUACUUUCUUUGUUUAUGUCAGUAAUUUCACCUGGCCCAUCAAAAUUCAGAUUGCCUUCUCGCAGCACAGCAAUUUUAUGGACCUGGUACAGUUCUUCGUGACUUUCUUCAGUUGUUUCCUCUCUCUGCUCCUGGUGGCGGCUGUGGUUUGGAAGAUCAAACAAAGUUGUUGGGCCUCCAGGAGGAGAGAGCAACUUCUUCGAGAGAUGCAACAGAUGGCCAGUCGUCCCUUUGCCUCUGUAAAUGUUGCCUUGGAAACUGAUGAAGAGCCCCCUGAUCUUAUUGGAGGGAGUAUAAAGACGGUUCCCAAGCCCAUUGCACUGGAGCCUUGUUUUGGCAACAAAGCUGCUGUACUCUCUGUGUUUGUGAGGCUCCCACGAGGCCUCGGUGGAAUCCCUCCUCCUGGACAGUCAGGUCUUGCAGUGGCCAGUGCCCUGGUGGACAUUUCUCAGCAGAUGCCCAUAGUGUACAAAGAAAAGUCAGGAGCAGUGAGAAACCGGAAGCAGCAGCCUCCUGCACAGCCAGGAACCUGCAUUUGA